This is a messenger RNA of Alternaria rosae, 1165 nucleotides long. Its product is annotated as NADP-dependent oxidoreductase domain-containing protein. NCBI's taxonomy places the organism in Eukaryota, Fungi, Ascomycota, Dothideomycetes, Pleosporales, Pleosporaceae. The transcript is spliced from 3 exons. Gene Ontology annotation, cellular component: cytoplasm. The record is from RefSeq and is a predicted model, not a curated record. Bases 133 to 1125 code for a protein of 330 amino acids.
AAGAACUCGGUGGCAGAGCGGUGGAUAGGAAAUUACACGCCAUCAACAGCGACACGAUCAAUUGAGGCACCAGAGCGAUAAAUUUGCAGGAUUUCUAUCUACCCCACUAUCAACUUCAGAAAAGCACUGAAGAUGCCUGAACUCGUCGGAAAGACUGUAGGCCCAGUUGGCUACGGCCUCAUGGGUCUGACAUGGCGCAAGAACCCACCACCAGCCGAACAGAGCUACGCAGCUAUGCGCACAGCACUUGCACUCGGCGCGAACAACUGGAACGGCGGCGAGCUCUAUGGUCCCCCGGAGCGCAACUCUCUACACCUGCUUAAUGAGUACUUCACCAAGUACCCCGGCGACGCAGAAAAGGUCGUUUUGUCUAUCAAAGGUGGUCUCAAGAAGGGUGAGCUGGCGCCGGAUGGCAGUCGGGAGAACGUAAGGCGCAGCAUCGACGAGUGCUUGAAGGUGCUGGAUGGCAAGAAGACUCUCGAUCUGUUCGAGUGUGCUAGGGUCGACCCCAAGACACCCAUCGCAGACACCGUUGGCUACAUCGCAGAGUAUGUCAAGGAAGGCAAGCUCGGCGGUAUCAGCUUGUCAGAGGUUGGUGCGCAGUCUAUCCGCAAGGCGCAUGCUGUGCACCCCAUUUCGGCCGUCGAGGUGGAAUUCUCGCUCUGGGUGACCGACAUUCUUGAAAAUGGUGUCGCGGCAACGUGCGCAGAGCUGGGUAUCCCUAUCAUCGCGUACUCUCCCCUUGGACGCGGAUUCCUGACUGGCAGGUACAAGAAGUACAGUGACAUCGAGCCCGACUCGAUGCUUCAGCACAUGCCCAGGUUCCAGCCCGACGUAUUUGACGAGAACAUCAAAUUGCUCCACGCCGUCGAGGACAUGGCCAAGGCCAAGGGAGUCACACCAGCUCAGAUUGCCAUCGGCUGGGUACUCGCGCAGAGCGGUGCCAAGGGUAUGCCUACUAUCAUCCCAAUUCCUGGUGCUACGACGUCGGAGAGGAUCGAGGAGAAUAUGAAGCCGGCGAAGCUCAACGACGAGGACAUGAAGGCGCUGGACGAGAUGCUGAAGAAGUUCCCGCCGAUUGGAGGAAGAUACCACGAGUCGCAGUCAGCACUGCUGUUCGCAUAGACAACUAUAGUUCUAGUCUAAAGCUUGUUAGUACUGUAGC